Messenger RNA from Quercus robur (English oak), 1296 nucleotides. RefSeq lists its product as uncharacterized. NCBI's taxonomy places the organism in Eukaryota, Viridiplantae, Streptophyta, Magnoliopsida, Fagales, Fagaceae. The transcript is spliced from 2 exons. The record is from RefSeq and is a predicted model, not a curated record. Bases 1 to 1296 code for a protein of 431 amino acids.
AUGAAUGCAAUAUUCAAUGCUAUUUCUAUGGAAGAAUUUAAGAGGAUCAUAAAUGUGGAGAUUGCUCACACUGCUUGGAACAUCUUACAAACAGUACAUGAAGGCACUAAGGCAGUAAAAAUCAAUAAAUUGCAACAUUUGACCUUUAGAUUUGAAAGUAUUAGAAUGUAUGAUGAUGAAACUUUUGAUGAAUUCUAUGCUAAGUUGAAUGAUAUUGUCAAUUCUGCAUUUAAUUUGGGUGAAGUUUAUGAUGAAUCUAAAAUUGUUAGGAAAAUUCUUAGAUCAUUAACUAAGGACUUUAGACCUAAAGUUACUGCCAUAACUAGAAGUAAAGAUGUUGACUCUAUUCCUGUAGAUGAACUUGUAGGAUCUCUUCAGUCCUAUGAAUUUAACUUACCAAAAACUAACAAAUCCAAAUCAAUUGCCUUAAAAUCUGUUGAUGAUGUUGAUGAUUGUGGAUUUGAUGCUGAACUCCCAUCUACUGAGAUUUUCUAUCUUACCAAGAACUUUAGAAAUUUUCUAAGAAAUAAUAAUAGAAGGGCAAGAAACAGAAACAAUGUUGACCCUAAGAAUAGUUAUGAUCAUCUAAAAUCUGAGUGUCCAACAUUCUUGAGAUCUAAAGGUAAAACCAUGGCAGUUAUUCUGAGUGAUGAUGAAGUUUCUAAUCAUGAGCCUGAAAGUGAUCAAGAACAAAAUUUCAUGGCUUUCACUGCUACUACUGUAGUAACUGAAAUUGAGACUGCUAAUGAGAAAUCUUCUGAUGGGGAACUCUCUGAGAAUGCUAACUUGCAAGAGGCUUAUAACAAGCUAUGCAAGAAUGCAGCCAAAGAUGCUAUGAGUAUUGAGUUAGGGUUGAAAAGGAUAAACACUCUUGAACAAGAAAAGAAGAAUUUGUUGUUAAAGUUAUUUAAUGCCAAUGAACUCUUGAACUCCGUUAAGAUUGAGAACAUGGCUUUGCUUGAAAAAGUUAAAAGUUUAGAACUAGAAUUAUCUGUUGUUAGAGAACAAAUAGAUAGAACUUCUACUUCUAAAUUGGAUAACAUGCUAAAUGUUCAAAAAUCUGUUUUUGACAAGACAAGUCUAGGGUUUGUUGAUAUAGGAUCUUCUUCGGAUGUUAAUACUCCCAAAUUUGUACCUGCAUCAUCUACUUCUGUUGUUCAUCCAUCUGUGUCUAAACCUAAGAAUUUCAAUCAAUUUGAAAACAAGAAAAACCAUAAACCUCAGUGGUUUUGUCACUUUUAUGGUGGAGCUGGGCAUACUAGGCCAAAUUGCUUUAGGUUGCAAGCUUUAAAGUAA